AUGGAUGACAGCGUGAGUGAAGGCUGCGCAGCCUACGCCGGUAAAUGUGGCUGUGGACCUCAGGAGCCUCCUAGGGCCCUCCUGGCCUAUUCGAAGUCCUGUCUGAAGAUCACUCAACAGCGAACUCGGCAGGUUUACUGGUGGAUGGAGGAACCAUGUGGGACUCUGGAUCCUGGGAUAGGGUUCGUGCUCGGUACCCGGAGAGCAUGCCUCAACCCGGCAUUGUGCGGUCAGCGUUCGGGUCUCCUUGGCCGCUGUCUGGCCGCCCGGCCCAUGUGUUCCCGAGUCUCAGGCCGUGGCCCCAGUCCGACGCGCUCGCAGGAGAGGCCCGGGCCCGGAAUGGCGGACGCGCUGCCCAGCUGCACCCGGCGCGGCGGGGUGCGGCACGGGCUGCUGGAGAGGAUGGUGCCCCUCAAGCGGGACGGCCCGCCGCGCGCCGAGCCCGAGGCGGCGGGGCGGCGCGCGGCCGGCGACGGCGGCUCCUGCUCGGGCUGCUGGUGCUGGCGGCGGCUCUUCCGGCGGGGUGCGGCCCGCGGCCCGCGCAGGAAGAAGGCGCGGUACGCGAGGCCCGGGCCAGCGGCCCAGGAGCGCGGCCGCUGGGGCCCCGCGGGCCUGCGGAAGCUGCUGCAGAGGCUGGUGGCGUGGAGACGGCGCUACCUGCGGCGCGGGGAGCGGUGCGAGAGGCUGGAGGAGAUCCCGCUGCUGGUGCUGGACCGCGCGCAGGCCCGCGACUAGGCCG
Molecule: messenger RNA, 739 nt
Organism: Cervus elaphus (red deer)
Lineage: Eukaryota; Metazoa; Chordata; Mammalia; Artiodactyla; Cervidae
Exons: 3
Coding region: 1-735 (244 amino acids)
Source: RefSeq, a predicted model, not a curated record